Messenger RNA from Lonchura striata (white-rumped munia), 2426 nucleotides. It is a transcript of the gene CAST, whose product is annotated as calpastatin. Gene Ontology annotation, molecular function: calcium-dependent cysteine-type endopeptidase inhibitor activity. Gene Ontology annotation, cellular component: cytoplasm. Lineage: Eukaryota; Metazoa; Chordata; Aves; Passeriformes; Estrildidae. The record is from RefSeq and is a predicted model, not a curated record.
AGGAAGGGGAGGGACCGCCGGCCUCUCCAGCCGCCCGCGGAGCUGCGAGCCGCCGGGAUCGGCCCGGGAUCGGCAUGUCGGCGCCCGGGACGGGCAGGCAGCCGCCGCCCGCGGCGCAUGGUGACAAGAAGGCAAGUGAAGCUUCUUCCAAGGCAGGAGAGAAAAAAGCAGAAGUGGAAGAGAAGAACCAGGCAAGUGCUAAUGUCAGCAAGCCACUCCAAACAGAGACAAGUGGAGCAGCUGCUUCUGCUCAGAAGCAAUCUCCUGCGGAUGCAUCGAAACCACAAAUUAUGAAGCCAUCUGAAACUAGGCCAACAGACUCUCAAAAUAAACAGCUGUCUGAAGAGAAACAAAAGGAACCCAGUGAUGGAAAAAACCAAACCACACCCACUGUGACAACAGCUUCCAAACCAAAUAACACAGGAAAAGUAACUACAACUCAGACUGAUCAGCCUCCACCAGCAACCCCCACAGAGACAGCAAAGCAAAAGUCCAAGGAUGUGUCCGCAGUGACUGCUGCAGCUGCUGGAACAGGCACAGCUGGUGCAAGUGUGGUUGUUGCUGCUGACAAAUCAAGUACUGAGCCUGGUAUGGAUGAGUCAGCACUUGAUAGCCUAAUAGAUACCCUUGGUGGACCUGAGGAAGAUGUGCCUACUACUCCUGUUUACACUGGCCCAGAAAUUACGGAAGAUAUAUAUUCAAGAUACUUGGAAGAAUUGGGCAAACGGGAAGGUAGUCUCCCUCCAGAGUAUGUUAAACUGUUGAAGAGCAAAGGAGAUGGCAAAGAUGUGGUCCCACCGAAACCAAAUGAGCAAGAUGAAAAGCCAAUGACAGAUGAUGAGCUUGCAGAGGCCCUGUCAUCUGACUUCACCUGCAGUGCUGCUUCUGCUCAGGAGAAGAAAACAAGUGUGACAGAGAAAUUAAAUAAAGAAGGAGAAAUAGUGCAGGCACAAGCAAGUUCAGUUAAGACUUCAGCUCGUUCUAAGGAGAAGAAAACAAAAUCAAAAGAGGAAAUUAAAGAUGAUGCAAUGGAUGCUCUUCUUGAUACUCUUGGAGGACCUGAACCUGAACCUGAAGAAGAUCCUACACCUAUUGCAGAGGUGUCAGAGGCAAAAGCCAAAGAGAAAAAGGAGCAAAAGGCUGGAGAACGUGAUGAUACAAUACCUCCAGAGUACAGGUUAAUGCCAGAGUUGGAUAAAGAUGGAAAACCAAUAUUGCCGAAGCCUGAAGAAAAACCAAAGCCUUUGAGUGAGUCUGAUCUUGUUGAUGAAUUUUCAAAGGACUUUGCCUGCCUUGCACAGCCUGCAGUACAACCCAAAGCACCAAAGCCCAGCAAAAAGCCAUCAGGUUCUGUGUCUGCAAAAGCCACUGAGGAUAAAGUGGUACUCCGUGCCACAGCUUGCACUGUGCAGUCUGGAGCUCCUGUGCCUUCAGUUGGUCCUGUGUCAGAUGAAGCACUGGAAGCCUUGUCCAGUAGCCUAGGAAAGAGGAAGGCUGAUCCAGAUGAGAAAAAGCCUGCUGUGGACAAAGUUAAGGAGAAAACCAAAAAUGAACAAUACAAAAAACUGGGUGAAGAAGAAGAAACAAUUCCUCCAGAGUACAGAUUAACAGAAGCCAAAGAUAAAGAUGGAAAACCACUCCUACCAAAACCAGAAGAAAAGUCACAGCCUAUGAGUGAAAAUGAUCUUUUAGAGGGUUUGACAGAAGGAUUUUCCUCUUCUCCAUCACCACCUGCACCAUUAUCUACAUCCGCUGUACUAAAGAAAUCCAAGGAUAGUGCCAAGCCUGCAAGUUCCUCGGAUGUGAUCUCUGCUGCUACGGUUUCCUCAGUGCACUCAGCAGCCCCUGCACCUUCUACUACUGGAGGAAAAGAGAUGGAUGAAGCCUUGGAUCUCCUGUCUGAUUCCCUGGGACAGAGGGAACCUGACCCUGAUGAGAACAAACCGCUUGUGGAUGAAGUGAAGGAAAAGGCUAAAUCUGAACACAGAGACAAGCUUGGAGAGAGAGAUGAAACAAUCCCACCUGACUAUCGAAAACUUCUGGAGUCAAGUGAGCAGAGUAAACCAGCAAAGCCAACAGCAAAGGAUGAUGUGAAGCACAAAGGAAAGAAGAAACCUAUGGAUGACAGUGCAGCUAUUGAUGCCUUAUCAGGUGACUUUGAUACUUGUGCAAAGGCUCCUGCUACACCCCAGCACUCAAAGUGUAGGACAAAAGUGGAAAGGAAUCUACGACCACUAAGCCAAGCUCAAAGGAUAAAGGAAAGCCCAGAGACCCUAAAACGGCAAAGGGACAGUCCUCCAGCAGCAAAUCUGAGAAGCAGAAAACAAGCUAAACGUUAACCUUACCAGGAUCCUGCUGCAUCAUGUAAAAUGUCUUGUUCCUGUGGGUGGAUUAUUAUUCUUGAAGAACAAAAGCUGAUGCCAAAA